AUGCACUUCUCAAAGAUCCUCCCCGUCACCCUCUUCGCUGCCCUGGCAGUCGCCGCCCCUGCCCCCCAGGGCGCCUCUGUCCCCGUCUCGCAAAUCAAACAGUUCUCCGAAAAUGUCCAAUCCUUCGCUGGCACCACGGAGAGCGAGUUCAACAAAGUCAAGGGCCAGCAAGAGUCUCUUGCUAACGCCUGGCAAGGCCAGGGAGCUCAAGUCCUAGGACAGGCCUUCGACAAGUUUGCGAAGUCUGUAAACGAAGUUAAUUCUGUUGCAUCCAAGCUUGCCUCCGACCUUGAAACAUUGUCAAGGACCUACGACGAGGCGGAGCAAGCGAGCUCGAUUAGGUUUGACUAG
Messenger RNA from Aspergillus versicolor CBS 583.65, 351 nucleotides. Its product is annotated as WXG100 family type VII secretion target. The coding region runs from base 1 to 351 and encodes 116 amino acids. The record is from RefSeq and is a predicted model, not a curated record. The transcript has 3 exons. Lineage: Eukaryota; Fungi; Ascomycota; Eurotiomycetes; Eurotiales; Aspergillaceae.